AUGAAACUUCUAGUUCAUCGAAACAACACAACCCCCAGCAGCCACAACACCAACUUCAGCUGUGGAUGCAACAACCACAGCUGCUCCCACAUCAACCACAGAUGCUCCCACAACAACCACAGAUGCUCCCACAACAACCCCAGAUGUUCCAAAAACAACCACAACUGCUCCCAUAACAACCAUAGCUGCUCUGACAACAACCACAGCGGCCCCAACAACAACCACAGCUGCUCUAACAACAACCACAGCUGCUCCCACAACUACCUUAGCUGUACCUACAACAACCAUAACUGCUCAAACAACAACCACAGCUGCUCCAAUAACAACCAUAGCUGGUCUCACAACAACCACAGCUGCUCCAACAACAACCACAGCUGCUCUAACAACAACCACAGCUGCUCCCACAACUACCUUAGCUGUACCUACAACAACCAUAACUGCUCCAACAACAACCACAGCUGCUCCCCUAACAACAACAGCUGCUGCCUCUACGACGACAACAGCUGCAGCCACAACAACCAUAACUGCUCCAACAACAACCACAUCUGCUCCCCUAACAACAACAGCUGCUGCUGCUACGACGACAACAGCUGCAGCUACAACAACCAUAACUGCUCCAACAACAACCACAUCUGUUCCCCUAACAACAACAGCUGGUCUAACAACAACCACAGCUGCUCCAACAACAACCACAGCUGCUUCAACAACAACCGCAGCUGCUCCAACAACAACCACAGCUGCUCCAACAACAACCACAGCUGCUCUAACAACAACCACAGCUGCUCUAACAACAACCACAGCUGCCCCCACAACAACCACAGGUUCCCUCAUAACAACCUCAGCUGCUGCUACGACGACAACAGCUGCAGCUACAACAACCAUAACUGCUCCAACAACAACCACAUCUGUUCCCCUAACAACAACAGCUGGUCUCACAACAACCACAGCUGCUCCAACAACAACCACAGCUGCUCCAACAACAACCACAGCUGCUCCAACAACAACCACAGCUGCUCUAACAACAACCACAGCUGCCCCCACAACAACCACAGGUUUCCUCAUAACAACCUCAGCUGCUGCUACGACGACAACAGCUGCAGCUACAACAACCAUAACUGCUCCAACAACAACCACAUCUCUGGUCUCACAACAACCACAGCUGCUCCAACAACAACCACAGCUGCUCCAACAACAACCACAGCUGCUCCAACAACAACCACAGCUGCUCUAACAACAACCACAGCUGCUCUAACAACAACCACAGCUGCCCCCACAACAACCACAAGUUCCCUCAUAACAACCUCAGCUGCUGCUACGGCGACAACAGCUGCAGCUACAACAACCAUAACUGCUCCAACAACAACCACAUCUGUUCCCCUAACAACAACAGCUGGUCUCACAACAACCACAGCUGCUCCAACAACAACCACAGCUGCUCUAAUAACAACCUCAGCUGCCUCUACGACGACAACAGCUGCAGCCACAACAACCACAGCUGCUCCAACAACAACCACAUCUGCUCCCCUAACAACCACAGCUGGUCUCACAACAACCACAGCUGCCCCCACAACAACCACAGGUUCCCUCAUAACAACCUCAGCUGCUGCUACGACGACAACAGCUGCAGCUACAACAACCAUAACUGCUCCAACAACAACCACAUCUGCUCCCCUAACAACCACAAAUGGUCUCACAACAACCACAGCUGCUCCAACAACAACCACAGCUGCUCUGACAACAACCACAGCUGCUCUAACAACAACCACAUCUGCCCCCACAACAACCACAGGUUCCCUCAUAACAACCUCAGCUGCUGCUACGACGACAACAGCUGCAGCUACAACAACCAUAACUGCUCCAACAACAACCACAUCUGUUCCCCUAACAACAACAGCUGGUCUCACAACAACCACAGCUGCUCCAACAACAACCACAGCUGCUCCAACAACAACCACAGCUGCUCUAACAACAACCACAGCUGACCCCACAACAACCACAGGUUCCCUCAUAACAACCACAGGUUCCCUCAUAACAACCUCAGCUGCCUCUACGACGACAACAGCUGCAGCCACAACAACCAUAACUGCUCCAACAACAACCACAUCUGCUCCCCUAACAACAACAGCUGGUCUCACAACAACCACAGCUGCUCCAACAACAACCACAGCUGCUCCAACAACAACCACAGCUGUUCUAACAACAACCACAGCUGAUCUAACAACAACCACAGCUGCCCCCACAACAACCACAGGUUUCCUCAUAACAACCUCAGCUGCUGCUACGACGACAACAGCUGCAGCUACAACAACCAUAACUGCUCCAACAACAACCACAUCUGUUCCCCUAACAACAACAGCUGGUCUAACAACAACCACAGCUGCUCCAACAACAACCACAGCUGCUUCAACAACAACCGCAGCUGCUCCAACAACAACCACAGCUGCUCCAACAACAACCACAGCUGCUCUAACAACAACCACAGCUGCUCUAACAACAACCACAGCUGCCCCCACAACAACCACAGCUGCCCCCACAACAACCACAGGUUCCCUCAUAACAACCUCAGCUGCUGCUACGACGACAACAGCUGCAGCUACAACAACCAUAACUGCUCCAACAACAACCACAUCUGUUCCCCUAACAACAACAGCUGGUCUCACAACAACCACAGCUGCUCCAACAACAACCACAGCUGCUCCAACAACAACCACAUUCCCUCAUAACAACCUCAGCUGCUGCUACGGCGACAACAGCUGCAGCUACAACAACCAUAACUGCUCCAACAACAACCACAUCUGUUCCCCUAACAACAACAGCUGGUCUCACAACAACCACAGCUGCUCCAACAACAACCACAGCUGCUCUAACAACAACCACAGCUGCUCUAACAACAACCACAGCUGCCCCCACAACAACCACAGGUUCCCUCAUAACAACCACAGGUUCCCUCAUAACAACCUCAGCUGCUGCUACGACGACAACAGCUGCAGCUAUAACAACCAUAACCGCUCCAACAACAACCACAUCUGCUCCCCUAACAACCACAGCUGGUCUCACAACAACCACAGCUGGUCUCACAACAACCACAGCUGCUCCAACAACAACCACAGCUGCUCUAACAACAACCACAGCUGCUCUAACAACAACCACAGCUGCUCUAACAACAACCACAGCUGCCCCCACAACAACCACAGGUUCCCUCAUAACAACCUCAGCUGCUGCUACGACGACAACAGCUGCAGCUAUAACAACCAUAACCGCUCCAACAACAACCACAGCUGCUCCCCUAACAACCACAGCUGGUCUCACAACAACCACAGUUGCUCCCACAACAACCACAAUUUCUCUCACAACGACCACAGCUGCUCCCACAACAACCACAGCUGCUCCCACAACUACCUUAGCUGUUCCUACAACAACCACAACUGCUCCAACAACAACCACAGUUGCUCCCACAACAACCACAAUUUCUCUCACAACGACCACAGCUGCUCCCACAACAACCACAGCUGCUCCCACAACUACCUUAGCUGUUCCUACAACAACCACAACUGCUCCAACAACAACCACAGCUGCUGCCAAAACAACCAUAGCUGCUCUCACAACAACCACAGCUGCCCCAACAACAACCACAGCUGCUCUGACCACAGUUACAACUGGUUCCUCAACUACUAUCAGAACACCUGCCCCUCCACCACCAGAGGUUAA
Messenger RNA from Oncorhynchus nerka (sockeye salmon), 3708 nucleotides. RefSeq lists its product as uncharacterized. The coding region runs from base 1 to 3708 and encodes 1235 amino acids. The transcript is spliced from 6 exons. The record is from RefSeq and is a predicted model, not a curated record. Lineage: Eukaryota; Metazoa; Chordata; Actinopteri; Salmoniformes; Salmonidae.